AAAAUUAUCAAACUUCGUCAUAUACAUUGGCUCAUGUUGUGCAAUUAAAAUUAUAGUUUUCAUGCAAUUUCGUUUUUAGUUAUAAUAAUAAUAACAACUAGAAUAUUAUAGAAUCAUUCUGUACUACUUAUAUAUAUAAUAUUCUGUUAAUAAAUUAAAAUGCGGCUUGUAGACACAAGAAAACUUUCGCAACUUCAAAACAAUCCAAAAAAUAUUCGAAAUAUUUGUAUUGUGGCACACGUUGAUCAUGGGAAAACUACAUUGGCUGAUUCCUUAAUAUCCAGCAAUGGUAUAAUAUCACAGAGGAUGUCUGGAAAACUCAGAUACAUGGAUAGCAGGCCUGAUGAACAGGAGAGAGGUAUAACUAUGAAAAGCAGUAGUAUAGCUUUAUAUCACGCUGCAAAUGAAGAAGAGUACUUGGUAAACCUUAUAGAUUCACCUGGACACAUAGAUUUUUCUAGUGAAGUGUCUACUGCCGUCAGGUUAUGUGAUGGAGCUAUAGUUGUGGUUGAUGUUGUAGAAGGAGUGUGUCCACAAACAAGAUUAGCACUCAAACAGGCAUACUCGGAGAACAUAAGAGCAGUUCUUGUAUUGAAUAAAAUAGAUAGACUCAUAUUGGAAAUGCAACUGACACCAUUAGAUGCAUAUGUUCACUUGUCCCAAGUAUUAGAACAAGUUAAUGCUGUAAUGGGGGAGUUAUUUUCCACGGAAGUAUUUGAAAAUGAGAAUACUAAUAUUGAAAAGCAGAAAGAACAUCCCCCAGUUCAAGAAGACAAAGACUACUAUGAUUGGACAUCAGCUCUGGAAGACGCAGAUGACUCCACCCUUUACUUUUCUCCGGAACAGGGAAAUGUUGUAUUUGCCAGUGCUAUUGAUGGAUGGGGGUUCACCAUUCAUACAUUUGCCAAGUUAUUUUCUGCAAAACUUGGAAUCAAAGAAGAUUUACUAAGAAAAGUACUUUGGGGUGAUUUUUAUUUAAAUACAAAAACUAAACGUGUCAUGAAAGGUGCGCAAGAAAAAGCCAAGAAACCAUUAUUUGUACAAGUAAUACUCGACAACCUUUGGAGUAUUUAUGAAACAAUUGUAAGUAGAAAUGAGAAAGAGAAAGUGUCAAUAAUGUGUGAAAAAUUAGGUAUUAAACUCACUGCUAGAGAUCUACGGCAUACAGAUAAAAGAGUUCAACUACAGUCACUUAUGAUGCAGUGGAUUCCACUUUCGCAAACAAUACUCAAUAUGGUAUGUGAAAAGCUUCCUUCGCCAAAAGAAAUUAUAUCUGAUAAAGUUGAGAAACUGAUGUGUUCAGGUAUAGGAGAUUUUGAAGCCUUACAUCCUGAGGCACAAAAACUCAAAAAGGACUUCUUAGACUGUGAUAGUAGUGAUGAUAAACCUAUUAUUAUUUUUAUAUCGAAAAUGUUUGGUGUAGAUAAAAGUGUGCUCCCAGAAAAUAAACCUAAGUCUUUGACAGAAGAAGAGAUGGCAACAAGGAGAGAGAAAGCUAGGCAGUUGCGGGAACAACAAAAACUUAAUAAUACAAGUGUAGAACCUGUCCCAAUUGUUGAGCAGAGAAAGGAAGAUAUUAAUGAAAAUAUUGAUGAAAAGGCAGAAGAUAACAAAGAAUUAGAUGACAUAGAGCAACCUGCAUUUAUAGCCUUUGCUAGAAUAUUUAGUGGCAAAGUAAAAAGAGGUGACAAAGUAUAUGUUUUAGGUCCUAAACAUGACCCGUCCAAAGUACUUAGUAUUAAGGAUUUGAAAAUAGAUUUUGAUAACAAAUUAAAAGAUUUAAAUAGUGAUGAACAUAUCACUUAUGCUGAAAUCAAAUCUUUGUAUAUUUUAAUGGGCAGAGAUUUGGAAAGCAUAGAUGAAGCUAUUGCUGGUAAUAUAGUAGGUAUAGGUGGUCUAGAAGAGCAUGUACUUAAAACUGCUACAUUAAGUAAUACAAUAGCUUGUCCAGCAUUUAGCGAACUGCAAUAUGCAGCUGUGCCCAUUCUCAGAGUGGCUGUUGAACCAACGGUACCUUCGCAGUUGUCUCAACUAGUCAAAGGACUCAAACUUUUGAAUCAGUCCGAUUCUUGUGUUCAAGUGCUACUACAAGAGACAGGAGAACAUGUUUUAGUGACAGCUGGAGAAGUCCAUUUAGAAAGAUGUCUUGAAGAUUUAAAAAAACAAUAUGCGAAGAUACCUAUAUCUGUUUCUGAACCCAUAGUUCCAUUUAGAGAAACAAUAGUUGAACCGCCAAAAAUAGAUAUGGCUAACGAAGAGAUUGAUUCACAAAAUAUAGAUAGCAAAAAAGAGGAAGACCCAAUUAUCACGGUAUAUACAAAUAAUAAACAGAGUGGAAUAAAAAUAAGGGCUAAGCCCCUACCGAAUGAAAUAACUGCCCUAUUAGAUAAAUCAACUGAUCUCCUUAAAGCAAUAUCACAGCAUAUAAAAAAAUUACAAAGUAUUUCAAAAAAGGAAGAGCUAGAAACAAAACUUGAAGGACUUUAUUUAAAUGGAACGAAGCAUAAAUUGUCAGAUCGCAUGUUAAAACUGAUACAAGUUUUCGAAGAUGAAUUGCAAAGUAUAUGUACGAAACUAGGCCCUGAGUGGAAAGACUUUGUCGGCCAAAUUUGGUCUGCGGGUCCUAGAAAUUGCGGUUCAAAUUUACUUCUCAAUCACACAACAGAUUACAACACGAAGUUUAUACAUCACGAUAAAGAAAUCAAAGACGAUCCUAGGUUUGAAUAUGAGGGUAGUUUUGUAAAUGGCUUCCAAUUAGCUACUUUAGCUGGUCCGUUAUGUGAUGAGCCUAUGAUGGGGGUAGCUUUUUGCGUCGAAGAAUGGACGCUAGACAAAAACGAAGUAGAUGACUCUUCACAAACGUUUGGACCACUUUCAGGCCAAAUAAUGUCAGCAGUAAAGGAUGGAUGCAGGAAGGCGUUUCAGGCUCAACCUCAGAGAAUAAUGGCCGCUAUGUACUCUUGUGAUAUCGUCGUGGACCAAAAAGUAUUAGGCAAACUGUAUGCGGCGCUGGGUCGCCGUGGUGGACGCGUCAUCGCCAGUGAUCUCCAGGGUGGGUCGGCAUCGUUCAGAGUUCGCGCGCUAUUGCCCGUAGCUGAAAGCUUUAAGUUUGCACUAGAACUCAGGACGCACACGUCUGGUCUGGCCGCACCUCAAUUACUGUUCAGUCACUGGGAGGUAGUAGAUAUCGACCCGUUCUGGCGUCCGCGCACCGAGGAAGAAUACCUCCAAUGGGGAGAAAAAUGGGACGGAGUGAACCGAGCCAAAGCUUACGUGGACUCGGUCAGGGUCAGAAAAGGUCUCGCUACUGAUAAACAACUGGUCCAACAUGCUGAGAAACAGAGAACAUUGUCUAAAAAGAAAUAAUUGUAAAAUCAUGCGUUUAACAAAAA
Messenger RNA from Achroia grisella, 3392 nucleotides. RefSeq names its product elongation factor-like GTPase 1. The coding region runs from base 160 to 3366 and encodes 1068 amino acids. Gene Ontology annotation, cellular component: cytosol; ribonucleoprotein complex. The record is from RefSeq and is a predicted model, not a curated record. The transcript is spliced from 11 exons. Gene Ontology annotation, molecular function: GTP binding; ribosome binding; GTPase activity. Gene Ontology annotation, biological process: cytosolic ribosome assembly. Lineage: Eukaryota; Metazoa; Arthropoda; Insecta; Lepidoptera; Pyralidae.